Molecule: messenger RNA, 3250 nt
Organism: Neodiprion virginianus
Lineage: Eukaryota; Metazoa; Arthropoda; Insecta; Hymenoptera; Diprionidae
Product: WD repeat-containing protein 3
Exons: 15
Coding region: 277-3051 (924 amino acids)
Biological process (GO): maturation of SSU-rRNA
Cellular component (GO): small-subunit processome; Pwp2p-containing subcomplex of 90S preribosome
Molecular function (GO): snoRNA binding; protein binding
Source: RefSeq, a predicted model, not a curated record
AGCGUGGUCCUUUACUUGGUUGAUAAUACGUGAAACUGCCAACACCCUCAGACCCGGUAAACUGUUACGAAAAAUAACCCAGGGCGGUGAGUCUUUAUAUAUUUUUAGUCAACGGUUUAUGGACCACGAGGUAACGGUGAGCCAACAAUAACUUGAAGAAGAGUUUAUAAGGUAAAAAAGAGGACUAUAAACGGAAACCUUAGAUCAUGUCUUACGUGAACUGAGAUCGAUUUGAGAGUCAAAGAACGUCAAGAAAUUGUAUAGUCGAGUGACGCGAUGGGUUUGACAAAACAGUAUUUGAGGUAUGUACCAGCCGGAAAUUUAAAUAUCAUCGCAAGUCCGAGGUGCAAUACCGUAUUUGUAACCUUGGAGGGUCAGGAGGGUAGAUUCGUAGCCGCUGGUGCUUGCGAGCAUGUUAUUAUCUGGGACCUCCGUCUUGGAGAAAAGGCGCAAGUUUUAUUGGGUGAGACUUCAAUUGCCACUCAGCUAGCUGCAUCGCCAAACAAACGACAUCUUGCUGUCGGUUAUGCGGAUGGGGCAGUUAAAACGUUUGAUCUCCGCUCUGGAGAAACGAUCAGCAUAUUUAUUGGACAUCGAUCUGAAGUCACAUCGUUGGCUUAUGAUAACUUAGGCCACCGAGUCGCCUCUGGAUCUAAGGAUACGGACAUUAUAGUUUGGGACAUAGUGGCAGAGACUGGGGUAUGUCGUUUGUCUGGUCAUAAGGGUAGUGUCACCCAAGUAAUGUUCCUAGCAGAACAUGACAUAAUUAUUAGCUCGAGCAAAGAUACCUUUGUUAAAUUCUGGGAUUUGGAUACUCAGCACAAUUUCAAAACACUCGUUGGACACAGAUCAGAGGUCUGGGGCUUGACCCUAGCCAAGGAAGAUAAAUAUUUAAUCACAGGAUCCAAUGAAAACGAAUUGUUUGUAUGGAAGAUAUAUUUUGCUGAUGUCAGCAAGAAUGCAGAUGCUCCUGUAAGCUUACUGACAUUGAAUACAAGCGAAGAAGGAGAUAUAGAUGACGCGAGAUAUCCACUGCGAUGCGAAAAAAUUGGUAGUAUUCUAAGGGUUGGUCGUGGACGAAUAGUUUCUUUGGGUUCCGAUGCCACAAGUCGUGUAAUGGCGUGUCAUGGAACAGAUAACACUGUCGAAAUAUUCCACUUUUUGCCUGACGACCUCGUGCAGACAAGGCUGCUAAAAAGACAAAAAAAGGAAAAACGAAAGGCUGCGAAGGAAGGAAAGCCAGUAGAAGAAAUUGAGACGGACUCAACAUUGUCUUUGAAAAAUGAAAUUAAGCGUCUCCCAGUGAUCAAAGCUUCAAACAAAGCCAAAGGACUUGAUCUGGUUUUGGGCAAAGGAGGAGAACUCAGGAUCUGCAUUUGCGCCAAUAACAACAGUAUUGAACUCCAUUCAGCAACUAUUGGUGACACGGAUAUCGAGUCUAGGCUUCUGAGGUCUCUUACAACCUAUGGUCAUCGGACAGACGUCAGAGCAUUAUGCUUUAGCUCUGAUAACUUAGCUUUAGCCACGGCUAGUGGUGAUUCAGUGAAAUUAUGGAAUAGACCUUCGCUUGCCUGUUUGAGAACAGUAGAAUGUGGUUACGCAUUGACUGCUUGUUUUGCACCUGGGGAUAGGCAUCUAAUUGUUGGAUUGAAGGAUGGCAAAAUGCUGAUAAUUGACAUUGCCGCUGGUGAUAUUCUUGAGGAAAUUCCAGCUCACAGUAAAGAACUGUGGAGUGUCGUUCUCUACCCCGAUAUGAGAGGUGUGGCUAGUGGAGGCGGCGAUGGAACUGUCAAGUUUUGGAACUUUGAGCUGAUUGAAGAUCCUGAGAGCGAGACUAAAGCCAAGCUUCUGUCCGUCCUGCACACUAGAACCCUAAAGCUCGAGGAAAGCGUUUUAGCAAUCAGAAUCAGUCCUGAUAGCAGAUUAAUUGCUGUCGCCUUACUAGAUUCCACCGUGAAGAUUUUCUUUUUGGAUACAUUUAAGUUCUUCGUAUCCUUGUAUGGUCACAAGCUCCCAGUGAUAUGUAUGGACAUAUCAAGUGAUUCUACUCUGAUUGCAACUGGCUCUGCAGAUCGGAAUGUUAAAAUUUGGGGUCUUGACUUUGGGGAUUGUCAUAAAUCGCUAUUCGCUCAUGACGAUUCAGUGACGGGUCUGGCGUUUGUUCCAAAAACACACUACUUUUUCACUUGUGGCAAAGACGGAAAGGUCAAACAGUGGGAUGCAGAUAUUUUUCAAAAAAUUAUCACCUUACAGGGUCACUCAGGUGAAGCCUGGAACUGUGCAGUUUCUCCAAAUGGCAUUUAUGUUUCAUCAUGUGGAUCAGACAAGGUCGUUAGAUUAUAUGAACGUUCUGCAGAGCCUUUAGUUCUGGAAGAUGAAGCUGAAGAGGAGAGAGAAAAGUUGGACAAUGAUUUAGCUACGGGAGAAACAAGUGCGGUUCAGGGCCAGAAGGCGCAAUCAUUGCCUUCCAGGAAAACUGUAAACAGCGAAAAAGCGGCCGAGUUAAUACUAGAAUGUCUGGAAGUAUCUAAACAGUAUGAAGAACAAUUGGCAGAAGUCGUACCUGCGAAUCCUUUACCUCCUGUGCCACCCCUGAUGCAGGCUUAUUCAUGUUCUACUACAGAAGAUUUCCUUUUGGAAACUGUGAAACGCGUUCGAGCAAGUGAGUUGGAGGAAGCUUUGUUGCUUUUACCGUACUCAGCAGUGUGUGAAAUUCUAAAGAUCCUGCCAAAACUUUUAAAAGGGGAUUAUCAGACUGAGCUAGUAUCAAGAUUGACUAUUAGCCUGGUUCACGCUCAUCAUGGGCCGAUUGUGACAAGUAAAGAAUUGUUGACAACGUUGGAGAUGAUAAAAAAACUGAGCUUGGAAAGGAUAACCGCGCUAAGGGAUACAGUCGGAUACAACUUGUAUGGCAUGGCGUACACUCAACGUGCUAUCGAAGAACGUGAGGGUGUCCAGUUGUUCAAAGACGCGACAAAGUCGCGGAAACAGAAAAACAAAGUGAGACGAAACAAGGAGAGGGCCUUGAAAAGGGCAAUUAUGACUCUGUAGUUAAUAUUUCAAUAUUACAUUUUGUACAUAAAUUAAACUCUUGAUCGCAUAUGGACAAGGAUUUAACUGGUUUAUGUCCUUACUAUGAAUCACGUUUUCUUUUAAAAUUUAUAACUUUAAUGUCACUUUUCUUUACCAAAUUGUAAAAAAUAGAUUACUCCUUCGCAUUACCAUGCAAGCUAGUUACUAGAUGUGUAAA